Anolis carolinensis (green anole) is the source of this 1349-nucleotide messenger RNA. Its product is annotated as vomeronasal type-2 receptor 26-like. The coding region runs from base 196 to 1104 and encodes 302 amino acids. NCBI's taxonomy places the organism in Eukaryota, Metazoa, Chordata, Lepidosauria, Squamata, Anolidae. Gene Ontology annotation, biological process: G protein-coupled receptor signaling pathway. The transcript has a single exon. Gene Ontology annotation, cellular component: plasma membrane. The record is from RefSeq and is a predicted model, not a curated record. Gene Ontology annotation, molecular function: G protein-coupled receptor activity.
GCUCAAAAAGAUAGGUAACACAAUUUCAGCUCCAUUAACAACAGAAAAGCAACUUCUCUUAAGAUCCUAAGCAAAGUUAGCUGGUCAUUUCUUAGGAAGAGAACUCUGAACUUCUCAAGAAAUAUAUGGGUGACUCUAAAUUAUAGAACUGAUGCAGUUUGAUACCACUUUAACUAUCGUUUUUGUUUUCCAGACAUGGAUAGCUGUAAGAGUUGUCCAGAUUAUCAAUAUGCAAACUUGUACCGUAAUCAGUGUAUUCCCAAGAUUAUAAACUACCUUUCCUAUGAAGAACCACUGGGAAUCGGUAUUACUCUGUCUGCUAUCAUUUUGGCUCUGAUUUCAGCUUUGGUGUUGGGAACAUUUAUGAAGCAUUGGGACACUCCCAUAGUCAAAGCCAACAACAGGACUCUCAGCAUUACUCUCCUUAUCUCCCUCUUCCUUUGCUUCCUCUGCUCCUUGCUAUUCAUUGGACAGCCAACAAAGAUGACUUGUCUUCUCCGCCAAACAACAUUUGGAAUCAUCUUUACAGUCUCCGUUUCUUCUAUUUUAGCAAAAACAAUCACCGUGAUUCUAGUGUUCAUGGCUACAAAACCGGGGUCCAAUGUGAGGAAAUGGGUGGGGACAAUGCUUGCAAAUGCUAUUGUCCUUUCCUGCACUUUUAUACAAGCAGGUAUUUGUAUUAUUUGGUUGGGGACAUAUCCUCCGUUUCCAGAUACAAAUACACAUUCAUUGAACUUGAGUAUCAUCAUGGAAUGCAAUGAAGGCUCAACGUUCAUGUUUUACUGUGUCUUGGGAUAUAUGGGUCUCUUGGCUGUUGUCAGCUUUACUGUGGCUUUCCUAGCCAGGAAGCUGCCUGACAGUUUCAAUGAAGCCAAAUUUAUAACUUUCAGCAUGUUGGUGUUUUGUAGUGUGUGGCUGUGUUUUGUCCCAGCCUAUCUGAGCACAAAGGGUAAACAGAUGGUGGUUGUGGAGAUCUUCUCUAUCUUAAGUUCUAGUGUUGGGUUAUUGACUUGCAUCUUUUUCCCUAAAUGCUUUGUUAUUUUGCUCAGGCCUGACCUGAAUAACCGGGAGAAAAUCAUGAUUAAAAAAUCCACUAACCUUUAAAUCAGAUGUAUGCUAGUCUAUGUGUUUGUAAUUUGAUAAAUUACUGCUCUACAAACAUAGUGCUAAUUGAGUAAGUAUAUUCUAGGAUAGAUAAUGAUCUGGAUUGAAAGAGGUUUAGCUCUGAUUUAAUGUGGUUCUUUCUCCACCCUCUUCCCCACCAUAAUUUGUUUUGUUUGGAUCUUAUGCUGGUAGUUCUUCGCCAGAACAAUAAUUAUUCAGAUAACCCAUUAGGUCACACCUACACU